UGAUUAUCGUGCUGACACAGGCGAACGGAUAUGGCUGGUGGUGGUGGCGCAAGUGCACGGAAGGAGCUUGUGCGAGCUGUAGGCCUGUGCAUGCUCUGGUACCUGGGCUCCAUGAUGAACAGCAUCUUCAGCAAGAGUGCAAUGAAGGUGUUUCCGCGGCCCAUCACCGUCACCAUGGCGCAACUGUUGAUGGUCAACAUCUGCUUGCCGUUUUUCCUGCCAAGCAAGAUGCCAAGGCUAUCGCGAAAGGAUUGGACCUCGUGGGUGAUUCCACUGACGGUUCUCAAGAUUGUGGUGAGCCUGUCAUCACAGAUCAGCAUCCUCAAGGUCCCCGUCGCCUACGCUCACACAGUCAAGGGCAUGAUGCCAAUCUUCACGGUGUUUCUAUCCAAGGUCUUCCUGAACCAGCACCACCCUCUCCUCGCAUACAUUAGCCUCAUCCCCAUCAUCAGUGGCGUCGUUAUUGCGUCGGUGACUGAGCUGCAGUUUGACCUGCUGGGCCUCAUCAGUGCCCUCGUGGCCACGUUCACAUUCGCCAUCCAAAACAUCUUCUCAAAGAAGGUGAUGAAAAAGGGGGUGCAUCACAUCAGCAUCUUGCUGCUUGUGAGUCAGAGCGCGUUUGUUGCGCUCCUGCCCUAUUGGCUCUGGAACGAAGGCACAGACAUCCUCUUUGGCGACACCUUUACCUCGCUCGGGGACCAGGCGUUUGUGGUGCUCUAUGAGAUGGCGCUGUGUGGACUUUGCAGUGCAAUUCAAACCAUCGCUGCAUUCACCUUUCUCUCAUACGUCACGCCAGUCACUUACUCGGUUGCGAAUGUUGCCAAGAGGAUUGUGAUUAUCGUUGCGUCGAUGCUGUUCUUCCAGAAUCCCGCCACGCCCGCCAACAUUGCCGGCAUUGCCAUCUCAAUCUGUGGGAUUGCGCUGUACAACAAGUCGAAGCUGGAUGAACGGCGACGAACACAAAUGCAGCAGCAGCUCGCCAUGGACGAGGCAAAGUGGGGCGGCGGUGGUGGUGGUGGUGGUGUCAUGAACGGGUACAACGGCGCACACCACCAGCAACAGCAGCAGCCCUCGUUCUUUGCUAAUCAACACUACACCAGUGGUGGAAAGCGAAAGCCGUUUGGCCCGCUCCACGUCGUUUGA
Messenger RNA from Salpingoeca rosetta, 1143 nucleotides. RefSeq names its product T-cell receptor beta chain ANA 11. The record is from RefSeq and is a predicted model, not a curated record. The coding region runs from base 31 to 1143 and encodes 370 amino acids. Lineage: Eukaryota; Choanoflagellata; Craspedida; Salpingoecidae. Gene Ontology annotation, cellular component: Golgi apparatus. Gene Ontology annotation, molecular function: antiporter activity. The transcript has 10 exons.